AUGGACACGACAUCGUGGUUAACGGUCUUCAUCCUUCUGGCAUCUACCAUUGCAUAUCUCCUCUACGAUCUGCUCUUCCCUCGCCUAUCGGAAGUCCUACUCAACUACAAGCUACCACCAAUUGAUCGCUUCUCUCUCCCACCCUUAUCGUCCAACCGAAAACCCACCGUUCCAUUCUCAAUCAAGCAGAAUGCCAGACAUAGGGAGACUCUGGUACGCAUCUUGAGACAGAGAGGAAUGCUCAACAAGCGAUUGCGACCAUGGGGUAGCGAUGUCCGAUUUCUCUUCGACGAGGCCAGGAUCGGCGUGAACAGUUUACCACAACACGGACUGGGUGAAGCAAACUUACGCAGCGACAUUCUGAACCGGGCCAUAUUUAAUCCUUGUUUCAGUCUCGUUCGAAUGAGACCGGCAUCCGAUCCGAUGCGUACGAGAAUGUGGUACGAAAUUGCCCGGGGGAGCUCUGGACGCCCAGAUACCAAAAUAUCAUAUGAAGGGGUUGACGGAGUGGCGGUCGAAGUCAAGUGCGAUACUGGCACGCUAUGUCUCAUCACUCGCAUCUACAACGCCAUAGGACGGCUAGGCAUUGACCUGAGGAAUUGUACACAUCUUGAUGGCAGUCAGAAACACGCAGAUAUCCUCAAACAGGCGAGUCAAGGAUACACCAAAGCAACGAUACUGACUCUCACACAGACAGUCAUAAACAUGAUCACAAGCAAAUCAUCUGUUGGCGUCCUGACGACCUAUCGAGCCACUCUCAUCCUCAUCAAGACUGGAGAUGAUCACAUCGAGGUCCUCCCUCCCGUCUAUGCUGACAAUGAAAGGCGUCAUGUCCGUACAGAUGAUGCGGACCGAUUGGUGGACACGACUUUUGGAUGUUUUUAUGCCUUGACGCUGGGACUUCGGUCGGACUUCGUCAACGACAAUGGCCCAGAUGACGAUGAUGAUUCGGACGAUAAUCAUCAGCCCCGUCGGAGACAUGCCUUGUCGCGAGAGCCUCGGAUACCACCUCCCGUUCAGAGGGAAAGGGAAAGAUCUCCCUCAGGCUCGGAGGAUGGUAGGGAUGAAGACGAUCAAUCAAGUGAAGAAGAUGGCCCUGCACUCGAUUUAGAUUCUGUGUCACGUACUGCAGGACCCCGCGAUGGCUUUUCAGAUCAGCCUGGCGGAACUCAUACCAGGCAUCGGAUCGCAUCUCGCCCUGCUCCAGUUCAAGUUGUCACACGAGCUAUAGCUGGCGACCUACCUUCUCCUGUGCCUCGACUGGACAUCAGCAAGCUCAACCUUCACCAGUCACUUUCGGUACACCUCCCUCUGGAGCUCAUCCUCCGUAACAUUCCGAGUGAAUCCUUUUCCCUCUAUCGACUGGACAAGUGCUUCGACUGGAGUCUCGCCCCAGAGCUCACACCUCCUUCAACUCCUUCUCUUAGGCCUCGCAAGCUUGCUCACGUUCCUUCGCCUGAAAGUGACAAUGGUCUCCCGAUCACAGAACCCACGACGCAAGCCGCAGACUCUGACUUGGCUGCUCGAGAUCGGUCAUUGCUGUGUACUUCUUUUGCCGGACAUGGUGCAAUGUGGGACGCGUUUCGAGCUAUUCUCGAUCAGUCGCAAAGCGCAGUAAUCAAGCUCUGUACCCCGAAACUGUCUCCGGAUGAUGAAGUGGAAGACAUCCGCCGACAGAUCAUGAUUGAUGCUCAGUGCUUGACCGCUCUGAGCAACGGCUCGGGUCCACAGAUUGCGCCGGCCUUCUGUGGUUUAUUCGGCAACAUUGUUGCUGAUGUCGAAAUAUGGUGUUGUCUUUCAGAAGACGGCGGCGAUAGCGUGUUGACGAGAUGGAAGGGGUCCUCGCUGAACGAACGGAAGAGAAUAAAGCAAAACAUUCUCAGCCGGUACGAUGCUUUGCACAACCACUUCAAAAUAGUACAUGGUGAUCCCCAUCCCCGCAACUGGCUCCUCGAUACGACUGGCGAGGUCCGAUUGGUGGACUUUGGUCGAGCUUGUUUGCAUGCGCAGACCAUCAAAGCGCACGGUGGUCAGGUGUCUACCUCUCAUGCUGAUCUGAAUUGGGACGAAAUGGUCAGAAGCGAAUGCGAAGAGGUCGUUGACAUCCUUCGUCAACUGUCAUGA
This is a messenger RNA of Kockovaella imperatae, 2124 nucleotides long. RefSeq lists its product as hypothetical. Gene Ontology annotation, biological process: protein phosphorylation. NCBI's taxonomy places the organism in Eukaryota, Fungi, Basidiomycota, Tremellomycetes, Tremellales, Cuniculitremaceae. Gene Ontology annotation, molecular function: protein kinase activity; ATP binding. The transcript is spliced from 3 exons. Bases 1 to 2124 code for a protein of 707 amino acids. The record is from RefSeq and is a predicted model, not a curated record.